AUGUCGUUGUCUUCGCAAGAUAAUGCAAGAGCUUCCUUUCCACAACAAAACAAUCCACAACAACGUAUUGUAUUUGCAGGUCAACCCAACCUUUCAACUCCUCCAUCGGCGCAACAACAACGAGUUCCCUAUCCUCGGCCCCCUCAAGGCGGAAUUCGGGUUGGAGUGCAACAUAAAUCACCGUAUUCCACCCCAUAUGCUCCAAGUAAUAUACAGGUUCAGACGGUACCUUCGAGACAAAAUGGACUCCAGAACGGAAACGGCGAGUUCUCUGCAGAGCAGCAGAUCGCCCAAGGUGUCUUGAGUAAUCCGUCUUCUGGCUCCGGAUCCAACACCCCGCAACGAAGACCCCCUCCUCUAGGCACAACGAUACAUAUGCCAUCUCAUGGCACACCACAGCAACAACAGCAGCCCAUGAGCUUACAGAGUACGCCAAUGAACAUCAACCAUGCCAUGAACCCAACUUCUACAUCGCUGCACCAAGCUCAGAGGCAGUCGCAGAAUGGGUCUCCAGCACUUCAACACCUAAACUCACAACGAUCUGCCAUGACUUCUUCUCCAGUAAAUGCGAAUGGUAAUAUGGUUUCACGCCCACAGGAUGCCUCACCUCAUGAAUCCCAUGAUAUGUCGAUGAUCGAUCCUCAAUUGGCAAUCGAUCAACAGCUUUCGGAUCCAAACAGCUCCAUGAUGCAAGCACAGCAGCAGUCUCACCAAAUACUCCAGACGGAACACAGUCCUAUCGAGCCAGUACUGCCAGAGAACAUGCUGAGUGCUCCGCCCGGAGGUAGCUAUCCUACAUUCGAGGCUCUGUUCGCAGCUGCGCAGUCGCACGCGUUGUCACAUGGAUAUGCAUUUGUUAUCGGUAGAUCCAAGCGGGAUAACCGAGGUUUAAAGAAGGUCUUCUUAAUUUGUGAUAGAGGAGGCAACAAUAAGGAGAAGGUUCCGGGAGAAGCUCGUCAGCGAAAAACCAAAUCCCGGAAAUGUGGCUGUGAAUUCGGUGUGUUCGGAUUAGAGACCAAGACAGCCUGGAUAUUGAGAGGCCGAAUUGAUGGAGAGCAUCUUUCACAUAAUCAUCCGCCCAGCGAUAGUCCUACGGAGCACCCUGGAGCACGAAAGUUGGAUCCAAAAGCUAUCGCAGCAGUCAAAGCUUUGGAAGAAAAUGGCGUCUCCGUAAAAGAAACCCUGGAAAUUCUCCACCGCGACAACCCCACCGUUCGCUACCUCCCUCGGGACAUCUACAACGCGCGCGCAGCCAUAAAACGCGACCCCUCGCGCGUCGAAGCCACAGCUAUGGAAGAACUACCCACAUUCUACAAAAAGCCACCGAUGACAUUCGAAGAGAAACUCCGCGCCGAACUCCGCACCGAAGUAGCAAACGCGCAGGCAGAAGUCGAGAAGGUGAGAGAGGAAUGGGCGAAGGAGGUUGAGGAGCUGAAGGAGAAACUUAGACAGAAAGACAAAAUGAUUACGAAGUUUGAACAGUUUAUUGAUAUAUGUAACGAGAGGGUUAUGGUUAGACGGACGGAAUUGGGGGAUGUGGAGAAUGGGGGGACGCCUACUGGUUAG
This is a messenger RNA of Glarea lozoyensis ATCC 20868, 1566 nucleotides long. RefSeq lists its product as uncharacterized. The record is from RefSeq and is a predicted model, not a curated record. Gene Ontology annotation, molecular function: methylmalonate-semialdehyde dehydrogenase (acylating, NAD+) activity; malonate-semialdehyde dehydrogenase (acetylating, [NAD(P)+]) activity. NCBI's taxonomy places the organism in Eukaryota, Fungi, Ascomycota, Leotiomycetes, Helotiales, Helotiaceae. Bases 1 to 1566 code for a protein of 521 amino acids. The transcript has 2 exons. Gene Ontology annotation, biological process: thymine catabolic process; L-valine catabolic process.